GCCAAUUUCCUUAUUCAAAAUUUCUAGCCGUUUUCAGCCACAUGCCUACCUUUAAAUCCCAAAUUUAUAGCCGUUUCAAAGGGUUCAUUUUCCAAUCCAUUUCUUUUUAUAAGUCCCAAUAUUUCUCCUAUUCAUUCACUCCUUUUUCUUGCCGCAGGCGUCUUUGGUACCUUCAUUCUGCUCUCUGAAACUGAACAAUCUUUUUACAGCUAACAACCAAAAAUGAGAGAGUGCAUCUCAAUCCACAUCGGUCAGGCUGGUAUCCAAGUUGGUAACGCCUGUUGGGAACUCUACUGCCUUGAACAUGGCAUUCAGCCUGAUGGACAAAUGCCAAGUGACAAAACAGUUGGAGGCGGAGAUGAUGCUUUCAACACAUUUUUUAGCGAAACUGGAGCCGGAAAACAUGUCCCUCGUGCCGUGUUUUUGGAUCUGGAGCCAACUGUUAUCGACGAAGUUAGGACCGGGACUUACCGCCAAUUGUUCCACCCCGAACAGCUUAUUAGUGGCAAAGAAGAUGCUGCCAACAACUUUGCCAGAGGCCACUAUACAAUUGGCAAGGAAAUAGUGGAUCUGUGCCUUGACAGGAUCAGGAAGCUAGCCGAUAACUGUACUGGGCUUCAAGGGUUUUUGGUAUUCCAUGCUGUUGGUGGUGGAACUGGAUCUGGUCUUGGCUCUCUGCUUCUUGAAAGGCUUUCUGUGGACUAUGGCAAGAAAUCGAAACUCGGGUUCACUGUCUACCCUUCUCCUCAGGUUUCUACAUCUGUUGUAGAGCCUUACAACAGUGUUCUGUCAACCCACUCCCUCUUAGAGCACACUGAUGUUGCAGUGCUCCUUGAUAAUGAAGCUAUCUAUGAUAUUUGUCGAAGAUCUCUUGACAUUGAGAGACCUACUUACACCAAUCUCAACAGGCUCGUUUCUCAGGUUAUCUCAUCCUUGACUGCAUCGCUGCGAUUUGAUGGUGCUUUGAAUGUAGAUGUAACAGAAUUUCAGACCAAUUUAGUCCCAUACCCUAGAAUCCAUUUCAUGCUUUCUUCGUAUGCACCAGUUAUUUCUGCUGAAAAGGCCUACCAUGAGCAACUAUCAGUAGCAGAAAUCACAAACAGUGCUUUUGAACCAUCUUCCAUGAUGGCCAAAUGUGAUCCGCGCCACGGGAAAUACAUGGCCUGCUGCUUGAUGUACAGAGGUGAUGUGGUGCCCAAGGAUGUGAAUGCUGCAGUGGCAACAAUCAAGACUAAGAGGACCAUCCAGUUUGUGGAUUGGUGCCCAACCGGGUUCAAAUGUGGUAUCAAUUACCAGCCUCCUACCGUGGUGCCAGGUGGCGAUCUGGCCAAGGUUCAAAGGGCAGUUUGUAUGAUUUCUAACUCAACGAGUGUUGCUGAGGUGUUCUCAAGGAUUGAUCACAAGUUUGAUCUGAUGUAUGCCAAGCGAGCAUUUGUGCAUUGGUAUGUCGGUGAGGGUAUGGAGGAAGGUGAGUUUUCAGAAGCUAGAGAGGACUUGGCUGCUCUUGAGAAGGAUUAUGAGGAAGUUGGUGCGGAAUCUGCAGAAGGGGAUGAAGACGAAGGCGAUGAGUACUAGGCGUCUGUGUUAGUGUGGAGAGAGGAUAGUGUUAUUCUGCCAAUGGACUCAUUGGUUAUUUUGCCUUGUUUCUUCUAGUAUCAAAAGACAAGUUUUAAUCAAUGUUUCCUUUAAUGUCUGCUCAAAUGUGGAGGUUAAGUAAUAAAGUGAAGCUGGGAUUUGCGAUGUUGCUUGAACUUACA
Theobroma cacao (cacao) is the source of this 1757-nucleotide messenger RNA. RefSeq names its product tubulin alpha chain. Gene Ontology annotation, cellular component: microtubule. NCBI's taxonomy places the organism in Eukaryota, Viridiplantae, Streptophyta, Magnoliopsida, Malvales, Malvaceae. Gene Ontology annotation, biological process: microtubule-based process. Gene Ontology annotation, molecular function: structural constituent of cytoskeleton; GTP binding. The record is from RefSeq and is a predicted model, not a curated record.